GGAGGAUAAGAAGGAUGCGGCGCGGUAAGGAUGCGCGAAACGCCCCUUAGCAACAACCAUCUUUAAUUAUUAUUAUAAUAAAUAAAUGCAAUAAACAUCGCACACUAUUAAAGGAAUGAAUAGAAACGUAGCGGGAAUGUAGGAAUGUAGGGGCGUGUAUUUUUCUUUUUCCCUUUUUCUUUUUGACGAUGAAGCCCGAGCGCGUGUGCCGUGUGGUCGCCUUCAUCCUGCUUUUGUGCGGCGCCGAGAGGACGCACGGGAAAUCGGUGGCGGACCCCGAGGUGCAGGUGCGGGUGAAGGUCUUUGACAGCGGCAACCUCGCGCCCCUUCCCGACGCCGCCGUUGUCGUCCACGGCAACCGGAGCAUCCUGGCAUCCAGCCAGGGGCCCGGCGAUGACGGGGCGCUUGUGAAUUUCCAGUACCGCACGGGCACCUGGGUGAUCAUCACGGCCUCCCAAAAGGAUUACGUGACCGGCUCGGUGCCGUGGCACGCUACCAAAGUCCCCUUAUUCUCCUCAGUCAGCCUGUACCUUCUGGCUCAAAGGCCAGGAACCCUCAUUCUCUACGAUGAUGUCAUCCAUGUGUUUCAUGGCUCUCCAGGUGGGCGGAGUCAGCCAUGGCUUCAAAUUCCAAGGCGGAGCUUGCACUUAAACUCCUCCUUCUCGGAACUCACUGCUGUGUUGACCACUGCCAGAGAUACGAGUGAAAUCAAUGACUUCCCCUACCUCCUGGCCCUCGAGCCCAACACCACAGGAGGAGAGAACAGCUGGACGGAUUUGACAGUAGUCGCUGCAGUCAGUGCACAGCUGUUUGACCGGGAAGGCAAUGAGGUUCAAGUAACCGAGCCGGUUCAUUUCUCCGUGCCACUGCCUUCCGACUCCCGUAUCCGCUCGCCCACCAGCAUACCGGUGUGGCUUUAUAACACGAACACAGGCCUGUGGGUGAGAAAUGGGACUGGCUACAUCAGAAGAGAUGGCUCUCAUUUUACAUGGGACUUCAUGGCUUCGAGGUUGGGAUACUGGAUAGCAGCCUUCCCCUCUUCAUCAGGCACCGGUUUGUCGCAUCCAAGCCUGAGGGACAUCACUGCAUAUCACACCCUUAUCUUGCUCUCCAUACUGGGAUCUCUGGCUCUGCUUGUAUUGGUACUACUUUGCAUUCUUCUCUACUACUGCAGACGGAGGUGCCUGAAGCCUCGGAGACAGCAAAAACAGGGGCAAGUGUCCAUUGCAUUGUGCAACUCCAGAAGAGACCAGGGGACCUCCACCUCUCGCCUCAACCUUAUCUGUGGCGGUCAUGCUGAAACCACCACCUCCAACAGUGACCCGGAGGCCAACAAAUCUGACGCCUCGACGUCCCAUGAGUACAAGAGCGCACGUGAUGAGUUUGCCAAGCACGUACCAGCACACAAACUCCGUCAUUCAUCCAAGAAUAAACAGUCCAAAGGAGCCCAGCGAGGUGCGGAAAGCUUCGCGAUGAAGGUACACCGUUCCACAGAAACAAGCACCCUGGACAAUGCUGUUCCCCACGAAGACUACAGUCGCAACUACAGUCCAGAUGUAAAGGACAACGAUUACCGGCGCAGGCAUGUCGUGAACGAUAAUCGCGGCUACACCGCUGACCCACCUUCUCCGCCACUUUUGGACAAGCCGCCGGAAUAUUCACAGGUUUCCCAAGGUCAGGACCAUCUUGCUCGUCCAACAACUUUAAAUACCCAACCUGGUCAGAUCAUAUUCUGCAGCUCUUUGGAUCAAAUGACAGAGAACAUGUAUCGAAGCAUGGUUCCAACCCUGGUCAUUCCAGCACAUUACAUGCGUCUGUCGUCUGAGUUUGGUGGCUCCGAAGGUGCAAAGGACGGCCAGAGUCAGGCCGAGAGAGAAAGGGAUGGCCAAGGAGGGGCAGGUAAUGGUGGUAGCAGUGGAGUUCAGAGCCAAGGUCAUCAGAUCCAGAGCCAGGGAUCAGGCCAAUCCCAGCAAGGAGUCGGGUCCCCAGCCGAUUCGGAAGAGAACGUAUGGGCAUCUGGAGGUCCGUCAGCACCGGUCCACAUCCCAGUGCUCUUUAAUGAUUCCACCAUGGCUCAGAUGAAUGGCGAGCUACAAGCACUGACAGAAAAGAAACUUAGAGAACUAGGAGUCAAGCAGCACCCUCGUGCCUGGUUCAUAUCCCUUGAUGGACGUGCCAAUGCUCAUGUCCGUCACUCCUAUAUCGAUGUUGCCUCGGAGUUUGCUCACAGUGGAGCUAACAGCAGUAACCACAGUGCUCAAAGCACCCUGAGCGCCCCUGCCGGCACCAGUAAAGAUUGCAGCCCAGAUACAGGUCUCCAAAAUACGCAACCGGAGCGCAAACAGGCAUCUGGAAGGAAGAGUAAAGAAGAGCGGCAUGGAAAUGGGAGGAAGGGAUAUGGAGGAAGCAGCAGUGUGGGGAAACAGUAUUCCAAACUGCCUUAUCAUGAUUCUCUAGAUCUUGCUGGUGGAGUCGGCCGUAUGGGGGCAGGAUCACCUCUGGAAAAUCCACUGACUCCCCUCCUUGAUGACGGUCCAGAGGAACCACGCGGGUCUCCGAUGCCACGAAGAGGUCGAAGCCGUGGAAACAGUUCACGUAGCAGCAACAGCGAGACCCAACGGGAUUCUGUCACCAGCCCGGAGGACGAUAACGACCCAGACGACAAAGACGAGAACAAGAAAAGUCCCUGGCAGCGCAUCGAAGAACGUCCACUCAUGGUGUUCCAUCCCAAGAACUGCUUUUCCAGAGCGCGGUCGAUGUCGGACUCCUCGCGGAAGACGCACCACACCAGGAAGCCGAUGGUGACCACGCUCAGAGGCAGGACAUGCCACCACGGCUGCUGGAACCUGCUGCCCAUCGAGCGCUCCACCUUCCACGUCCUGUGGCUGGCUUUACUCGUGGAGAACUUGAUGGGCUCCGACAGAUUCUCCUCGCCAUCGCUGGACCGCCGGGGAUCGGCGCCGAGACGCGACGUCAGACAGAACGAUCGCGCCCUGGAAGACAAUAUGAGAAAAUAUUAUGGGAUAAAUCCAGACAGGAUUCGGACCUCGAUUGAGCAAAUGAAGAGGAAAAAAACACCCGAGACCCCGGACGUGUGCGUCCCCGUGAGCGCCACGACAAAGAAGAAACUCAAAGAGCGUGUUGGUGAACGUCGUCAUGAAGACCUCACUGGCAAAAAGAAACCCGAAGCCUGUGAAGAUGUGAUCCUGAAGAAGAAAAGGAAGGAGAGACCGGGCCACGUGGACGAUGAAGAGUCGGCUGAUGUCGUGGAGAGCCGUCAGAGUGGAGAGCUUGUGCCUGCAGGAACCGAGAUGGAUGGAGUAGAAGAUGAGGAGGAGCUGAGCCCGGAGGAGAUGCGAGUGCUGGAGAGGAAGCUGAAGAAGAUUCGGAAAAAGGAGGAGAAGAAGAAGCAGAAGGAAGAAGCGAAGGGUGAGAAGGAGGAGAGCAAAAGCAGUGUUGCACAGACGCAGGCUCUGGAGUAUCUGACAUGCUGGUCUGAAAAGCGAGACGAGUGGAAGUUCCAGAAGACGAGGCAGGUGUGGCUCCUGCAGCACAUGUACGACAGUGAGAAGGUGUCGGACUCGCAUUUCUCGGUCCUCUUAUCGUACCUGGAAGGGCCGGGCGUCGCUCGGGAGGUCACGGUGCAGAAAGCAGAGGCGUUAGUCCGAUUUGGGGCGGGUCCUGAAGGAGAACAGGGCGGGGCUACGGAAGCACAGAAGAAGAUCCACCGAGCCAGAGAGGUCAUCCAGCUUGUGUCUUGAGAACGCAGGGGACAAAAAUCUCAUUAGUUUGACACUGUGUGAUGUCCGAAUGAUGUCCGUCUGCAGCCUGUAAAUAUGUAGAACAGAUUAUACUUUUUUUUUUUAAUAAAGAAUUUCUGUUGUCCAUUUUUUCAUGAUGCUGUUUAAUUCUUUUUAGAAAAUGUUAUGCGGUUCGGGUCGUAUAACAGGAGAUAAUUAUAAAACGUGUAAUAAAACAUUUAAUACCACA
Molecule: messenger RNA, 3990 nt
Organism: Silurus meridionalis
Lineage: Eukaryota; Metazoa; Chordata; Actinopteri; Siluriformes; Siluridae
Product: protein FAM171A2
Source: RefSeq, a predicted model, not a curated record